Messenger RNA from Phymastichus coffea, 2959 nucleotides. RefSeq lists its product as uncharacterized. Bases 54 to 1403 code for a protein of 449 amino acids. Lineage: Eukaryota; Metazoa; Arthropoda; Insecta; Hymenoptera; Eulophidae. The transcript is spliced from 9 exons. The record is from RefSeq and is a predicted model, not a curated record.
CAGGAGGAGGUUUUCGAGCAGCUCGGGGCGGUAAUUAAGCCGCUGUUCCAGAGAUGGAGAGGAGACGAGCACGCCCGCCGCCGCCGCCGCUGCUGCUGCUACUGCUGCUGCUGCUGCUGUUCGUCCUUGGCGAGGCAAGCUCGGAGCUGUUAGAUUCGGAGUUCCAGCCGACGGUGACAGCGUCGUGCUUGCCAGGCACCAUGAACAUCCGCGUGAACUUCAAUCACAGCUUCGUCGGGGCCUUGCAUUCGCGCGGCCACGGCAAGGACUUUCGCAAGCCACCCUGCAUGGUUGGCGGCAACGGCUCCAGCAGCAUCACCCUCAGCGUUGACCUGUUCGCAAUGCCCGAGUCGCCCGAGUACUGUGGAAUCGUUGUGAAUAACCGCACGGACGAGCGUUCGCUCUCGAUAGCGGUGAGGAUACACAAGACCCUCGAGCUGGCCGAGGACAAGUUUUACGUAAUCACGUGUGGCAACACCAAGUACAGGAAUGCCAGGAACGAGACGUCGCUGGUGUCCUUGAGGCUGCUCGAGGGCGGGCGCCGAGUGCAGGAGGCCAUUUUCGGACACAACUACACCCUGCGUGCCGAGAUCUCGCCGCUCGACGGUACUUACGGCUUCAAAGUGAAAUCAUGCCUCGGCUUCGAUACCGACAACCACAACGUGUCCAUCAUUGACGAGCGAGGGUGUCCCGACAAAGCGAUGUUCAUAUCCAAGUUCGCGUACGACCGAGGCGCGGGCACCGCCGAGGCGACGCUCUCCGCGUUCCGCUUCUCCGAGGAGCAGAAGCAGCUGCACCUCCAGUGCGAGAUAGUCCUCUGCAAAGAGAGCUGCGGCGAGCCGCUCUGCGACAACGACGAGAACGCCGUCGCGCUGAAAGGCAGCGGCAAGGGGCAGUCGACCAGAGAGGAGGAGGCCACGCUGCACGCCGGAACCAGCGUGUUUGUUCUGAAACCCGGUGAUAUGCCCAUGUUGUCGCCAUUAUGCGAGGACGGUGGAAUCCACCCGAGCUGGUUAUUAUGGCUGGCAAUAGCUCUGGGUAUAUUGCUACUGAUAAUGUUCAUAAUCAACGUGUUCCUGUGUUCGGCAAUGACGUGCAGCUGCGCGCGCACGGAAAUCAUCGAAAAGGAGCCGUCGAUCAUCGAGGAUUAUGAUCCAUAUCGUAGCUGGCACGGCUCCCAAUACGGCUCGAGGUACUCGCUGAACGGGAAGCCGCACGUGAACGCGGGCUACACAUCGGGCGGCUCCACGAUGAACUCGACGCGCUCGAUCUCGACGAACAGCGAUCAUUACGCGAUAGUACACUCGCGACCUGGCAGCCGGUAUUCCGGACCGGCGCACCAGCGCCAUCACCAUCAUCGAGGCCCGUCGUCGAACAUCGGCUCGCACUACUCCGCCAAGUGAUUCGUUCGCGCGGACGUGCCUGUGCUUCGAGUGUGCUGCGUCUGCGUCUGCGUCUGCGUCUGCGUCUGCGUCUGCGUCUUCGUCUUCGUCUUCGUCUUCGUCUUCGUCUUCGUCUUCGUCUUCGUCUUCGUCUUUCAGAGCACGACUUUUCAUGUAUGUGCGUGCGUGUGCGUGUAUCUGUGUGCGUUCAAGAUGCCGUGCUCUGUUUUGUAAAUUAAGUUCACGUAGAAUUUAAGGAGAAAAGCAGCAUACUGUACUACGAUCAUAUAGCUAAUGAAUUAAUUAAUUGUAACUGCCGAUUCGCCAUUUCGUUCGUGGGAACUGCCCGUAAUAAAUCAUCGCUUUCUUCCUUCAAUUGGCCAAGUUUUCCCAAACUCGAUUGUUCAUCUAUCAACGAUGCGAAAGCUAUAAUUAUAAAAACUGUUGAGAAUGAAGAGCUUAUAGUUAUUACAUAGUAUUUUAUGGGGUGUUAAAAGAGAUGCAGUCGCAGCAUGAGUCAAAAUAAUUAUUAAUCGAGUGUAUAUUGCGGAGAGUAGGUGUGACGCCGUUCACACACUCAACUACUAGCAUUAUUAGGUCUUAAGCGUUAUCACAAUAUGCAGUGCCUCAGUACACCUAAAUAAUCCUCUGCUUUAUCCUCAUUCAGCCGCAUAUAUAUUAAAAUUGUGGCCUAAAUUAAACAAAAAAUGGCCUUUUACCUUCCCGACAAUCGACCUCAGGUUAUUCACUCGAAUCCCAGCAACGGACUAAUGAUACUGAUGAUUUCCAGUAUUCCAAACGGACCACGUUCGAGCAAACCUUAACUAUCAAUUACGUUUGUUUCCAGACCUUUAAUCGCAGACUCGCGUGUAAUAUCCAUAUGCAGACGCGAGAAACUGUUCGGUAACGCGCAAUACGGCGCGAGCAUGCGAUUUGUCAAUGUGCGCUUCAACUCGCAAUGAAGAAACGAACGAUGUUUUCGCGUGCGCGUUCGCGCGUAACCCUUUUAAGUUUUCAAGCACACCUACUUAUUACAUGCGGUGAAAUUACUCCAGCGCAAUUCAUUUCCUGACGCAGUUCAUUAUUACGAUUGCGCUGCGUGUAUUUCUUUAUUUAUCUUUGCAUAUAGCCCCUACGUAUACUGUAUAAAUUUACGUCCGCACAACUUUUAACUAAUCUUUAUAUGUUCUUUUUCUUUUAUAUGGAAUAUCAUUUUCGUCGCAAGAGGACAGUGUCGGUGUAUGAAAAUUUGGUUUCGAAUGGCACCAGCGAUACGAACUAACUUUUUUCUUUCUAAUAGUAAGCGUAUUUGUUAUAAAGUUAGCAUUUACGCGAUGGGAUAUCUCUUGCGUCGCAGGUGGUGCAAUACGUUUUUUUACAUUGUCGCAAGUGGAAUUUAAAAAAAAAAGUGUAACAAUGUAACGCUUUAGUGAAUAAUAGAUAAUAGACUGAAUUUUUAAAUGACGAGUUAUUGUAUAAAAUAUUUAAAAAAAAAAAGAAAUCUUGUACAUUAAUGUGUAACAAACGAUUCAUUUUAUGAAAAUACAUCUUUAAACACUGACUGUGGAAAUUUAUUU